CUUGUUAUUAUCAGCGGCCGUUGUUGUUGUUGCUGCUGCUAGCUGACUGUUUAGAAAAGGAUCUUAUUUUUUAACGCCUAGACUAAGUUCUAUAAAAAACACACCAUGGGAAAGAAGCACAAGAAAUACAAGCCCGAGUGGAGGACAGUAGACGGUGAUUAUGAGGACCAGCCCUUGGAUAAGCCACUGAAGCUGGUGCUGAAGGUCGGAGGAAGCGAGGUCACAGAACUCUCUGGCUCGGGACACGAUUCGAGUUAUUAUGACGACCGUUCGGAUCAUGAACGGGAGCGCCACAAGGAAAAGAAAAAGAAAAAGAAGAAGAAAUCCGAGAAGGAGAAGGACAAGCACUUGGGCGAUGAGGAAAGGAGACGGAGAAAGGAGGAGAAGAAAAAGAAACGCGAAAGAGAGCAACAAGAAAAUGCCACUAACCCCCCAGUAGAGCCGAUUACUCUUCCCAAACCGGUCGAGGUAGUGGUGGAGGAGAAAAAGAGGAAGAGGGAGAAGAUAGAGGCAGAUCCUGAUGACCUGCACCUCAGCAUGAAGGUGGAUUCGGACACGCAGGCAGACCGGCCCGUCCGAGCCUGCCGCACUCAGCAAGAAAAUGAAAGCACGCCACGCCAGCAGCUCCUUGAGCACUUCUUACGUCUGCUCCAGAGGAAAGACGCCCACGGCUUCUUCGCCUUUCCGGUGACAGACGCCAUCGCACCAGGUUACUCCAUGAUCAUUAAACAUCCCAUGGACUUCAGCACCAUGAAGGAGAAGAUCGAUAUGAACGAAUACAAAACAGUCACAGAAUUUAAGGCCGACUUCAAGCUGAUGUGUGACAACGCCAUGGUGUACAACCGGCCCGAGACGGUCUACUACAAAGCUGCCAAGAAACUCCUGCACACCGGCUUCAAAAUGAUGAGCAAACAGGCCGCCAUUCUGGGCGACGAGGACGUGGUCGGAGAGGACCCUGUUCCCGAGGCCGUCCCCUUCCACGCAGAGUCCACCAAAAAAUCCAAAAAGCAGCCCGUCAAGGAGCCCAUUAUUAGUGAUCUGUACGAGCCGGAGGGGACCGCGUGCAGCCUGACGGACAGCACGGCCGAGGAACACGUCCUGGCGCUGGUGGAACAUGCGGCAGACGAGGCACGGGAUCGCAUCAACCGCUCGAUGCCAAACUCCAAGGUAAGAGAUGCUUUAUUAAGCAUCACUAGAUACCAACAGUGUGGUGUGAUUACUGACGGACGUGUUUGUGUUUUAAAUCAGAUGGGAUACAUCAAAAAGGAAGGAGACGGAUCUCUGAUUUAUACCGUCGUUAAUCAGGACCCGGAGGCAGAAGAGGAAGAGACUCAUCCUGUAGAUUUAAGCUCUCUAUCUAAUAAACUAUUACCUGGCCUGACGUCACUAGGAUUCAAAGAUGACCGUAGACUCAAAGUGACGUUUUUGAGCAACGCGUACAACACCCAGACGUUACAGAACAACUCCAUCUACCCAGACCUGAUCCCCGAGGAGACCGACAUGCUCUAUUCGGCCUACGGGGACGAAACCGGAGUCCAGUGCGCUCUCAGUCUGCAGGAGUUUGUGAAGGACUGUGGCAGUUUUACCAAGAGGCUUGUGGAUGAUCUGUUGGAUAAAAUGACAAACGGGGAUCACUCGAAGGCUGUCUUCCAGAUCAGAAAGAAACGAAACAUGCCAGUGGACGAGGCCAGGGCUGGACUGUGUGAUAUGCAGAGUGCAGACGGAGGCUCGGUUCUGGACUUCAUGUCUCUGAAGAGUUUUCCAGACAUGUCUCUGGACAUGCUCAACCCUCUUGCGGGCAAACCGGUAAAGAAGGAGCCGGAGCAUGACGAGAGCCACCAGCAUUUUGAUGACACGGCCAAGCUGCUGCAGGAGUUUCAGGACGCAGCGGUGGACAGGGUCGGCUCCAGACCUUCCUCAAUCCUCUCCUCUCUCUCCAACGCUUCUGAGAGGGACCAGCAUCAUUUAGGAAGCCCUCACCUAGGUGUUGGAGACCAGUCGGAAAUGGUUCACGACCCGUACGAGUUUCUUCAGUCUCCGGAGCCGGACUCUGCAGCCAACAGCUGAUGUGUACCGUGUUUAUGUGGUUGUGUGUAAAUGAUCUGAUUCAGUGCUGUAUGAUUUUGUGCUCGUGUCUGUAAGCUUGUACAGAUUAGCUGUGUACUGUGUUUUACAAUAAAUGCUCCUCCAGAGGCUUUUUGUAUCCA
Trichomycterus rosablanca is the source of this 2207-nucleotide messenger RNA. It is a transcript of the gene brd9, whose product is annotated as bromodomain containing 9. The record is from RefSeq and is a predicted model, not a curated record. Gene Ontology annotation, biological process: regulation of transcription by RNA polymerase II. The coding region runs from base 106 to 2067 and encodes 653 amino acids. The transcript has 16 exons. Gene Ontology annotation, cellular component: nucleus. NCBI's taxonomy places the organism in Eukaryota, Metazoa, Chordata, Actinopteri, Siluriformes, Trichomycteridae.